AUGUUGAAAGAUACCGAGAAGCGCGCCGAUCCUUCGGUUGGCGAGCUUCGUACAAACCCCGUGGAUGAAUCGAGAGUACUGAACAGAGAGACCAAAUUCCGCAGUCUCGAUAAGUUCGCAAAACUUCUCGGUGCUGAAAUUCAGGGCAACGAUCCCAUCGCGCCAGAGGAGAAGAAAGACCGCCGGUACUUCAAAUUAUUUACCUUAUGGUUCUCAAUGAACUUCAACCUUCUCUCCGUUUCUACGGGCAUGUCAGGCACUCUUGGCUUUGGACUGGGCCUUCGAGACUGUUCGCUCAUCAUCCUCUUCUUCAGCCUUAUUGUGGCCCUUGUCGCGCCGUACUUGUCGCUAUUUGGAGUCAAACUUGGUAUCCGACAGAUGAUUCAGGCUCGGUUUUCUUUUGGCAAGUACGGUGUUGCGAUUCCGCUUGUCCUCAACAUGGCAACUAUUGUCGGAUACGCCAUUCUCGGAAGCAUUCUCGGGGGGCAAGCUUUGUCUGCUAUUAACCCUGAAAGCCUGUCAGUGAAUGUGGGUAUCGUCAUCCUUGCAGUCAUCAAUCUGGUCCUCAUCUUCUUCGGUUCGAGAAUAAUCCACCAAUUUGAUCUGUAUGCCUGGUUUCCCACCCUUCUCGCCAUUCUCGUUGCUGUCGGAUGUGGCGGGAACAAGUUAUAUAACCAGGUUGACACCGAGCCAGCAACGGCGAGCAAUGUCCUCAGCUUCGCCUCUCUGAUUGCGGGAUUUUUCCUUUCCUGGGCUUCCAUCGCUAGUGAUUUCACAACCUACUAUGAUUCCCAAGCGCGCAGCACUUCGGUAUUUGCCACAUCUUACCUCGGCCUCGUGGCUUCAAGCGUGCCUUUGAUGGUUCUGGGCGCUGCCAUCGGAGGCGCAGUUCCAAACAUUCCAGCUUGGGAGGAAGGCUACACGAGCAACAGCGUGGGCGGCGUUUUGGCCGCCAUGCUCGAGCCUGUGGGGGGCUUCGGCAAGUUUCUCCUUGUGCUCCUCGCACUGAGUGGCUUAGCCAACAUGGUCGGAUCAGUCUACGCCCUCACGCUCAAUUUCCAGGCUUUAUUCUGGCUGGUACGGAUCCGCAUCCCCCGCUUAGUCUUCACCCUCGUCGCAACCGCCCUCAUCAUCCCGGUAGGUAUCAAGGUGGCCGCUGAUUUCUUGUCUUCUCUGAGCAAUUUCCUUGGUAUCAUUGGUUAUUGGUCGGCUUGCUUCUCUGCCGUCGUGCUGGUGGAGCAUUUCGUCUUCAGGAAGGGCCUGAUGGAGAGUUACGAUCUUGACUCCUGGGAUAACGCCAAGGCCCUGCCCACGGGCGCACCAGCUAUUGUGGCUUCGAUAUGUAGCUUCGGAAUGGUUAUCCCUGGCAUGUCGCAAGUCUGGUUUACCGGACCUGUGGCCAUGUACACAGGCGACAUUGGAUUCGAGAUGGCUUUCGUCCUGACGGCGGUUUUCUACGUACCCUUUAGGUACAUGGAGAGGAAGAUGAUCGGCCAUUAA
Messenger RNA from Clonostachys rhizophaga, 1500 nucleotides. NCBI's taxonomy places the organism in Eukaryota, Fungi, Ascomycota, Sordariomycetes, Hypocreales, Bionectriaceae. The record is from the annotation of a GenBank genome assembly.